AUGACAAAUACGACAAAUAUUAGUCACAUCAUAUGUGAAAAUGACGAAACAAAGGGUAAAGCAGUACUAUAUUUCUUUUUAGGUGACAUCACCAAGCAUUACAAUUGUGUGAUAUGUGAAGAGAUUGAUAGAGUUGUGAAAAGAUUUCUUAUUGAUGCCAUGGAUUAUAGAAAAGAUUAUUUUGCUUCUGGUUUUGAUAAAAGUAUUACUGGGAAAUCUGAUACUGCUACAUGGAUACGAUUCACUUACACCGACAACACAACAAUACCCCUGUACAUUGGAGGAUUCUUCAUAACAACUGGUCAACAUUUGAUAUGGGCAGGGGGUGCAUACCCAGGAGUGAUAUUGGCAAUAGAACACAUAAACAACGAUCCAAGCAUUCUACCAGGUUACCACAUCGAGCUGAUUGAAGUGAACACUAAUGGUGAUGCGGGUGUGGCAAUGCGGUAUUUAAUUGACAUGAUACAGUCUCCGCCACAGAAAAUAAUGCUCUUUGGAGCAAUGAAAUCAGAAUCGAGUAUUGCAUUAGCAGAGACGGCUAAAUGGUGGAAUCUUUUACAGAUUGCAUGUAGUAACAAUUGGCCAGAAUUAUCCGAUCGUUCAAGGUUUCCAUUCUAUUUCCGGACAGCCAUGCCGCAAACACUAUUUGCACCAGCACGUAUUGCCAUUUUGAGACAAUUUGGGUGGAAACAAGUGGCGAUUAUGCAUCGAGACGACAAUUCUUUCAAUCAAGCAUCAAAGGUACUCGCGGAGGCAUUGGUUGCUAAUAACAUAACACUCAUGGGUUUAGAAUUGUUUCCAACCGAAGACGACCCUGGUAAUGCCAUACGGAAUCUUAAGAAAAGCGAUGCUCGCAUUAUAUUCACCUAUAACUUUGACAUGGUGUCCCAUUUUUGUGAGGCAUACAAAAACAAAAUGUAUAGUCCUCGGUAUGUAUGGAUAACAGCUACAAUGCAAACAUUGAAAACUAGAUAUGGUAGUUAUUGGUGGGAGAACGUUGAUGCGGUGGACUGUACUCCGGAAGAAAUUAAGACUGCAGCCCAAGGAAUGAUAAUGUUCGCCGAAGCACCAAUUCGACAUGACGGGAUUAUGCCAUCAUCUGGAAUUACUGUCGACCAGUUCCGUGCAGAGUACAGCAAUUUGUCUGCCUCACUUGGAAUGCCCUACAGUGUAUUUGCGGCACCAGCGUAUGACAGCAUAUGGGCAAUGGCACUGACCUUAAACGAAUCAAUGCACAAUUUACCAGACAAUAAAACCUUGCAGAAUUUCACAUAUGAUGCUUCGGAUAUGUCAGCUGUGUUCUUGGAUGCAUUUUAUAACCUGAAAUUUGAAGGAUUGUCUGGUCCAGUCAUGUUUACCGAAACCGGUGAUAGAAUAGGGAGUCUUGAUGUAUAUCAAUUAGUAGGUGAAUCUCAUGUUAUUAUAGGAACAUACUAUUAUGACACUGACGAAUUUAUUAUGGAUACCAAUUUCUUCUGGGAAGGUGGCGACAUUCCACGUGAUCACGGACUAACAGAAACACAACACGUGAAAAUCAGUAAUAUUAUUUAUUAUAGUGCCUGUGUUCUAAUAUCCUGUGGAUCCAUCUUAGCACUGUCAUUCUUGGCUUUCAACGUGGUGCAUCGACAGAAACGGUUUAUUAAAAUGUCCAGUCCAAACUUGAACAACAUGAUUGUUGUUGGGGCUUUAUUGGUGUAUAUCUCAACAAUACUUUUCGGAUUGGAAAGUGGAGUUCAUGCUCUGGCUGUUUGUCAGCCUGAUCCAAGUGGAAGGGACGUGACGAUCGUACCGGUAAUAUUGGAAUGUAUAUCUGAGCAUGACCUUGUAUGGGUAAUCUUACUAUUUGGUUAUAAAGGAAUGGUAUUGUUAUUUGGUGUCUUCUUAGCAUGGGAAACCAGACAGGUCAAAUAUCCUCAGCUUAAUGACUCACGUUAUAUUGGUUUUGCUGUCUACAAUGUCACAGUUAUGUGUUGUAUUGGAGUACCUGCAACUAUGUUCCUCAGUCCUCUACAGAAGGAUCUUCAAUUCAUUCUAACCUCCCUGUGUAUUACAUUCUCAACAACGGUUACGCUUUGCAUUGUUUUUGUGCCAAAGAUAUUGGAAUACCGUGACACCUUACGGUUUAUAGAUGCAGCACCACCAGCUGUCAUGACGUUUACUCAAGGCACAGUUCACAAUGACAGCGUAUUCCCUCAUACAAGCGGCUCGUGUAGACUUGCUGAAGAAGAACUCGUCAGGUACAGACAGAUGUAUCAGGUUUUAAACAGCCUUGUAUCAACUGGUUUACACCCAAGAGUGGCAUCCAUAUUCCGUCACUUUAUUAGUGAGCUUCCAUACAUAUAUGUCAUUACGCCUACUUACGCAAGAUCGGUGCAGAAAGCAGAACUCACACAACAUAAACAUCGAGGAGUUGACCAAAGAAAUCUUGGGUUAGCAUGGAUACGACAAAAUCUCAGGCCUAACGUAUCAAGAGGAGUUGUUUACUUUGCGGAUGACGAUAAUACAUACUCAAUUGAGAUAUUUGAAGAGAUGAGAUAUACUAAAAAAGUAUCUAUAUGGCCAGUCGGCCUUUCCGGUGGGUUACGCUAUGAAACUCCUAUAAUUGGUCCUGAUAACAAGGUGAAGUCUUGGCAUGCAUGGAACUCUUCUGAAAGGAAAUUUGCUACUGACAUGGCGGGGUUUGCUAUUAAUCUGAACCUAUUGUUGAAUAACCCACAUGUGUGGUUUAGUCACACAAGGCAAUCUGGCUUUUUAGAAUCGUCUCUGCUUUCACAGUUGGUAGAACUGAAUGAUUUGGAACCGAAGGCUGACAACUGCACCAAGGUACUGGUUUGGCACACAAAAACUAACACCCCGGUUUUCACAAAAGACAAGACAUGGAAUUUAGAGAUAUAA
This is a messenger RNA of Saccoglossus kowalevskii, 2895 nucleotides long. Its product is annotated as gamma-aminobutyric acid type B receptor subunit 2-like. Lineage: Eukaryota; Metazoa; Hemichordata; Enteropneusta; Harrimaniidae. The record is from RefSeq and is a predicted model, not a curated record. Gene Ontology annotation, molecular function: G protein-coupled GABA receptor activity. Gene Ontology annotation, biological process: G protein-coupled receptor signaling pathway; gamma-aminobutyric acid signaling pathway. Gene Ontology annotation, cellular component: membrane; G protein-coupled receptor heterodimeric complex.